This is a messenger RNA of Phycodurus eques (leafy seadragon), 1057 nucleotides long. Its product is annotated as L-threonine dehydratase catabolic TdcB-like. The record is from RefSeq and is a predicted model, not a curated record. Gene Ontology annotation, biological process: L-threonine catabolic process; L-serine catabolic process. Gene Ontology annotation, molecular function: threonine deaminase activity; L-serine ammonia-lyase activity. NCBI's taxonomy places the organism in Eukaryota, Metazoa, Chordata, Actinopteri, Syngnathiformes, Syngnathidae. Bases 1 to 972 code for a protein of 323 amino acids. The transcript has 6 exons.
AUGGGUGAGGUGUCUGCAGACAGUAUCACCAUGGACCUUCUACGAGAAGCCAGGGAGACAGUGAGGAGAAGCCCAUUGGGUGUCAUCAACACCCCCAUGAUUCCCUGGAGCCAGACCACCCUGCCUGCCCACAAGGCCAACAGUAUCUAUAUUAAACUGGAGAACAUGCAGACAACAGGGUCCUUUAAAAUUCGAGGUGUGGCCAAUCAGUUUGCUAGGAGGCCAAAAGGCGGCCGUUUUGUCACCAUGUCCUCGGGGAACUACGGGAAGUGCUUCGCGUACGCGUCAAAACUCUACGGGUCUGAAGCCAAAGUGGUGAUGCCGGAAAAUGCCCCGAUUUCCAGAGCCGUCCUCUUAAAGAGUUUUGGUGUGGACGUGGAGAUAGCUCCCACUCCCCGUCUGAUGAGCAUAGUGAACCGUUGUGUUCAGGAAGACGGCAUGACCUUCUUGCACUCCUUUGACGACCUGGAUGUCAUUGCAGGAAAUGCCAGCGUGGGUCUGGAGGUCCUGGAGGUGGUGCCCAAGCCUGACGUGGUGGUGGUGUGCUGCGGAGGAGGGGGGCUCCUGGGCGGAGUGUCUGCUGCAGUCAAGCUGUCGGGAUGUGAAAAGGCCAGAAUCUACGGUGUGGAACCAGAAGGAGCCUGUACCAUGUACAAGAGCUUCUUAGAGAAGAAGCCAGUGAUCAUGGACACGGACAGUAUUGCACCAGGGCUUGCGCCACCAUAUGCAGGCACGCUGCCGUUCAAGUUGUGCCAGCGCUACGUCGACGAAAUCAUCCUGGUGAGCGACAACGACAUCAAGGGGGCCGUGUCGACCCUGUACCGAGCGGGCCUGGUGGUGGAGCCGUCGGGUACGGCCGCCUUCGCCGCCAUCGCUUCCGCCAAGAUACCCCGACUGGAGGGGAUGAACGUCGUUUGCGUCCUCACCGGGGGGAACAUCGGCAAGGACGAGCUUGCAAACUACCCAGAUUGACAGCUACGAAAUGAAUAGAUUUUUUUUUCAGGGCCUGAUAAAUUAUUAUUAAGGAGGCCGAUUCCCGAUAUUUGGAGCCAAUAUU